AUGAUCACCAAUGGCCACCUUCACAACCCCACUUUAGCAAGCAAGCUUGUUGUAUCUUUUGCCUCAAUAACCCUCCCUGGUACUACUUCCGUUGCCCGGAGGAUCGCCGACCAAAUUGACGGCCUAGAUACUUACACGUGGAACACUAUCAUCAGAGGUUAUUUGGAGGGAAAUGACCCUGAAGAAGCUAUUUUGGUUUAUAACCAUGUAAGGAAGAAAGGCCUGAAAGUGGACACAUAUACCCUUGUGUUUGUGAUCAAGGCAUGUGGGCUCAGGCCUGUGAUUCUUGAAGGGGAACAGAUACAUGGGCAGAUUUUCAAACUGGGUUUUGAAUUUGAGGUAAUAAUUCAGACUGCCCUCCUUAAUCUGUAUGGUUUGUUUGAUGAAGAUUGUGGUUUGCAACAAAUAUUCGACGAAAUGCCUCAGAGAGACUUAGUUAUGUGGAAUGCCCUUAUUGCUGCAUAUGCUCAUGGAAACUGCCCUUACAAGGUGAGGGAAGUUUCAUAUGAUAUGGUUAGAAGCAAUGUGAAACCCAAUGGUGUGACUGCAGUCAGCAUUCUUUCAGUUUGCUCUUCUUUGAGGGCCUUAAGAGAGGGGAAAGCAGUUCAUGGUUAUGUGACUAAAAACCUUAUCGAAUUUGAUGUUUUUGUUCAUAAUGCUUUGAUUGUUGUCUACUCAAAAUGUGGUUCUAUCCGGGAUGCUGUCCAGGUUUUUCAACUGAUGCCAAUGAGAAAUGUGGUUUCCUGGACUUCUUUGAUCAAUGGUUAUAGUGAUAACAAUUGUCCAAAUGAGGCCUUAGGUUUCUUCAAACAAAUGGAGGCUGAAAACAUAAGGCCGGAUGAAAUUACCGUGCUGGGUGUUGUUUGUAUGUGCAGUAAGUUGAGAAGUUUUGAGCUUGGAGAGUGGAUAAGUCAAUAUGUUGUGAAGAUAGGGCUCUUAAAAGAGAGUCCUGCUAUAGCCAAUGCUUUAAUGGAUAUGCAUGCUAAAUGUGGUAACAUCAAUAGAGCGUGUCAAAUUUUUGAUGGAAUGGAGGAGAAAACAAUUGUCUCCUGGACUAUUAUGAUACAAGGGCUAGCAAUGCAUGGGCAUGGGCUUUCAGCUCUGGUUCGGUUCUGUCAAAUGCAAAGAGAGGGGUUUAAACCGGAUAGUCUUGUCUUUCUCAGCCUAUUAUCUGCAUGCAGCCAUGCUGGUUUGGUAGAUGAAGGAUGGAGAUGUUUUAGUUCUAUGGAAGCCGAUUAUCACAUUUCACCCUGGAUGGAGCACUACGGAUGCAUGGUGGAUAUCCUUUGUAGAGCCGGCCUAGUUGAUGAAGCUUUUAAGUUUGUUCAGAAUAUGCCAAUUAAACCAGACAUGAUUGUGUGGCGUACAUUGCUUGGAGCAUGUCACACCCAAGGAAAUAUCAGUCUUGCAAAUCAAGUGAUGAACUAUUUAUGUGAAUUGGGGCCUAAGAAGAGUGAAGACUAUGUUCUGUUAUCAAAUUUGUUUGCUUCAAAUGCAGAAUGGGAUAACGUUGGAGAAGUAAGGAAGGAAAUGGGGGAUAGAGGAGUGACUAAGCAAGAUCCUGGCUGGAUUACUGCUAUCGCCCUUUCCCUCCCAGAGAUUGAAGAUGACAACCCCUUCUGCAGGAAGAAGGCCCAAAAAGUAUGA
Vitis vinifera (wine grape) is the source of this 1647-nucleotide messenger RNA. RefSeq names its product pentatricopeptide repeat-containing protein DOT4, chloroplastic. The record is from RefSeq and is a predicted model, not a curated record. The transcript has 2 exons. The coding region runs from base 1 to 1647 and encodes 548 amino acids. Gene Ontology annotation, molecular function: RNA binding; protein binding. Gene Ontology annotation, biological process: RNA modification. NCBI's taxonomy places the organism in Eukaryota, Viridiplantae, Streptophyta, Magnoliopsida, Vitales, Vitaceae.